Trichoderma harzianum CBS 226.95 is the source of this 1149-nucleotide messenger RNA. RefSeq lists its product as hypothetical. Gene Ontology annotation, molecular function: 2-oxoglutarate-dependent dioxygenase activity. The coding region runs from base 1 to 1149 and encodes 382 amino acids. NCBI's taxonomy places the organism in Eukaryota, Fungi, Ascomycota, Sordariomycetes, Hypocreales, Hypocreaceae. The transcript has 3 exons. Gene Ontology annotation, cellular component: cytoplasm. The record is from RefSeq and is a predicted model, not a curated record.
AUGGCACCAUCCGUCACAGAAACCGUCACAGAAACCGUGACUCAAGUCACCGAAAACCUCAAGCAGAAGCCUGCUGCAAGUCUCAAGGAUCAAACCGAGCCAAAGCUUGAGACGGGCCAUCGGGAGCCCUUGAAGCUGAGCGGAGCACUUGACCAAUUCAAGCAGUUUGAAGUCACACCAGUGAUUGGAAAGGAGUUUGUGGAUGUCGAUCUCGCUGAGUGGCUAAGGGCACCUAACUCAGACGAGUUGCUCAGAGAUUUGGCCAUCACAGUGUCCCAAAGAGGUGUCGUUUUCUUCCGCAAGCAGGACAACAUCACCAACGACCUUCAAAAGGAGCUCGUACAGCGUCUUGGCGAGCUCAGUGGAAAGCCCAAAACAUCUGGGCUGCACAUUCACCCAGUUAACAAUGGUGCUCGGGACCACGGUGUUGAAGACAAUGAAAUCAGCGUUAUUUCCUCUGAGCAGGCUAAGAAGAUUUAUGCAGACCGCUUUCUGAAGACCAACAAGCGCCAGAGUCAAAAGUCACAAUGGCACUCUGAUAUCACUUUUGAGCCCAUCCCUAGUGACUAUGCUCUGCUGAGAUUGACGGAGCUGCCAACAACGGGAGGAGAUACACUCUGGGCUUCUGGAUAUGAGCUUUAUGAUCGCAUCUCCAAGCCACUGCAGAAGUUCUUUGAUGGCUUAACAGCCUACUACGCACAGCCGGGCUUCAAAGAGGCUGCUGAUCACAACGGGUUCUCUCUCUUUUCUACUCCUCGUGGAGCCCCCGAGAACAUUGGCGAUGUUCUUGAAGCUAUUCACCCCGUCAUUCGUACUAAUCCCGUUACUGGGUGGAAGAGUGUCUUCGCUGUCGGCCAUCACGUCCAGCACAUUCACGGCCUUUCUGAAGACGAAUCCAAAUAUUUCUUGGACUGGUUCGUACGAUUGAUCGUAGAAAACCACGAUCUACAGGUCCGAAACCGCUGGCAAAAUGUCAACGAUCUGGCCAUCUGGGAUAACCGCAGUGUCUACCACGCCGCCACGCCAGAUUACCUUCACCAAGGACUUGGCGAGCGGACCGGAUCUCGGUCUGUCAGCUUGGGCGAGAAGCCUUACUUUGACCCUCAAAGCGUGAGCCGCAGGGAAGCCAUUGCAUCUGAAAAGGCAUGA